Messenger RNA from Protomyces lactucae-debilis, 1923 nucleotides. RefSeq lists its product as uncharacterized. The transcript has a single exon. The coding region runs from base 1 to 1923 and encodes 640 amino acids. Gene Ontology annotation, cellular component: mitochondrion. Lineage: Eukaryota; Fungi; Ascomycota; Taphrinomycetes; Taphrinales; Protomycetaceae. The record is from RefSeq and is a predicted model, not a curated record.
AUGUCCGGCACAAAGCAAGUCCGCGAUGCGCUGCCUUUCACCAUACAGGCCUACACUUUCACGGGCGGAGAACUCGGUCUAAAUGCAAAACGGCCGUGUCCCGGCAAGUCAUACAUCGACACAAAUGAGAUUAUUGUUCGUGUUUAUAACGCUACGAUUGCUGAGGAAGCCGGCUUCUGUGGAGAAGUCAUAGCGAUCGGCGAUUAUGUCGACACCUACUCUAUCGGUGACUAUGUCUUUGGCGGCAAGCAAAAACCAGCACUGCAACCAUAUAUCGUUGUCAAGCCGGAAGAUCUGGCUGUACUCCCAUCGAAGAUGUCACCUGCCGCAGCUGCACGGCUCUAUGCAGCGACGCCAGUCUAUGCUGCGCUUCAAAACCUAGAGAUGGGACAGCGCGUUGCUAUCCUAGGCGAUAUGACUGGCUUUGCUGUUCAAAUUGCAGUGCAAAAGAAGUGUAUUGUAACGUCCAGUGAGCCGCACGAUGUGGGCGAGACGGCGGUCAUCGAAGAGGACAACUUCCUGGAAUACCUCAGCCAACAGCCAGACCCGUUCGAUGUGAUUGUCGAUGCAACAGGCGAUUUGGACUUGUACGCUUACUGCGAGCAAUUCACAACACGCGCCGCCGAGUACAUCUCCAUUAACCCCAUCAACACAAUUCAAGCAACAAAAGCCCAGCUGCUGCCUGCAUUUCUCGGGGGUGGUACACGAAAGUUGACGGUGAGCAAACUACCAGUAGGCCAACACAAAGCAGACCUACUCAACACGCUCGCCAAGGAGGUACAGGAGGGCCGUUUACGUGUGCUUGACCAGCGUGUCGUUUCCUUUGAAGCAGUCUUGCAAGUCUACCCUGCCAUCAGAGAAGUGACAGUCGUCAAUGUCAUCAAGCAAAGCGAGUUGACACCAGAAGAGCCAGAGGAGCCGGCACAACCAAAGAAUAAGGGCAAAGCAAAAGCGGUGGCACCUUCGCCAAAGCCAAAACGCUCGCCAACUCAGAAACGCCGAGCACCAACGCAGAUUGCUGAGCAGGCCGCUUCGCCGAAUAAAAAUUACUCUCCAAGGAAGCCCUCCCGACUCCAAGAAUCCAUCUUGGCAGACCAAGCCGGUGAAAGUAGCCCUGAGAUGCGUGAUGCUGGCUUCAUGGGCGACGAGCAGCACAAGUCGCUGCACGCCCUGCAAAACGGCGCCGGUGACGAUGAGAUUGCGCAGACGGAUUUGAUUGAUCAUGCAACGCCACCGCGAAAGACCGAUCGAACCGGUUGGCCCAGGCAGGCGACUCUCCAGGACGAGUACGAGCUGAGUGAUUUGAAGCACCGACAAGGAACACUCCUAUUCGAUGCUGGAAUCGAACACCAGGACCUUUCUACGGCGGAACUUUCACUUCCUGACCGGAGUGCCGAAGCCAUUGAUUAUCCUGUCGAUGAAGGUGAUUCUGAGUAUGAAGAUAUCGACGACGCAGAUGAUGAGGAAGAAGAGGCGGAUACGUCUACCACCUUUAACAAGGUACAAUACGCAGCGCAGCCAACUGCCCAAGACGACAAGGCUGCAGCGCUCAAGGAGGCUGAAGACAAGAUUGCUGCGCUACAACGCCAGAUUGAGAUGCUCUCGCGCGUGGAAAUUCCCGUCAAGCAACAAGUUACAGUACGCAAGUUGAGUAAAGAACGCCGCAAGAGCAAAGAAUCUAGUCACGGCCGUUCGAGUAAAGAAGAAGAACGCCCGCACCACGGCUUGCUUGUAGACACUGAAGCAGCCCAUGUCGCUGCUCACUCUCAAGUCAAGACGCCAUCUCCGACUGCAACAAAGCACAAACGCAAAGACAGCAGACAUCGCUCAAGCUCCGGCGAGGACACGGGCCAUGCUGCAAAUCCAGAUGUCUUGGCCAACGAGUCUGAGGACGAAGAAGAAUCGUCCAAGUUGAUUAAUUAG